AGUCGCAGUAUACCCUUUCAAUCAGUCUCCGUCGGAUAUUGACCAAACCCAAAACAUGACUGCGACGACUUGUCGAACAAGUAGGUAAUAAAUUAAUUACUCUAAUCGCAACAAAACUCGCUGCUCAAUGGAGUCACGUGCCCGUUAUCCUCAUUCCCGGUCACUUCAUUCAAGCCGAUUCGCUUAUCAAUGACAAUGUAAUCCGUAUACAAGCAAUUGAAUUAUGAUGGAUUACAGGUGCGAAGUACUGGCCUACAAAUUGCGUCCAUAAAAAUCAAAGGCUCAAUACAGGCUUACAUUCGAUAACAAUUCAUCAUUUGAAUUAAAGUCAAGACAUCGAUUCAGAACCGAAUUGAACCACCUAGUGAAAAGGUUCCCAAUCCAGUACAAGGUGUGCUAGAUGAUUGAUUAUGUUCAACGAUAUCGUUGUAGUCCUACUGCGAAUACUUCUACUAGGUGUAUCACUGAGUGCAUGUCUGGCAGAUUCCUGGCGUUAUCCUACCCCGGGUCCAGAUGGAACCAUUGGUGAACCGGAAGAUUGGGGAGAAAACUGUGACUUCGGUAAGCGACAAUCACCGAUCGAUAUUACCUACAAAGCUGCGGUGAAGGGCAGCUACUCGGAGUUUAUCUUCCAGAACUACGACAAACCAUUGGUAAACGCUUCGCUGGUAAAUACAGGACACACAAUUCAAAUCAACCUAGACGAUGCAUCGACUAGCAUCUAUGGUGGAGGUCUACGGAGCAAAUAUUUUCUCGAGCAGUUGCAUUUUCACUGGAACUCAGAACAUACAAUUGACGGUACGCGUUACGCCCUUGAAUUACACCUGGUUCAUCAUCACUCGAAGUUCAACUCGGUAGCCGAAGCAGCAACGACAAAAGCCGGUGUUGCCGUUGUUGCCGUCUUGUUUCACGUCAAUGAACACUCCAAUUUAGUUCUAAGCACCAUUUUGAACGCCACCGAGGAAAUCAAAUCGAAAAUCAACGAACGAGUUCAACUGCGCGACGAAACUAGUCUAGAAGAACUGUUACCGAAGAAUCGCUCCGUUUACUUUCGCUACGAAGGCUCCCUAACGACUCCGGUUUGUGCUGAAUCGGUUGUAUGGACGGUGUUUCCCGAAUCGCUACCCCUGUCACUUGCCCAACUGGAAGAAUUCAAGACAGUGCACGAUCUGGAUGAUAACGAGAUGCUGCUGAACUAUCGACCCGUGCAAGCACUGAACGCCCGUGUAUUGGUUCUAGUUUCGGAUGCGGAUAUUCCAGUCGAUAGCGGUGCAUCAUCACGAUGGUUGGCAGAAAUCCUUCCGCUUACGGUCAUCGUCAGUUUUCUAACUAUUGUGACAGCUCGACUCAGGUGGUAGAAGGCAUGCUAGCUUGUAUAAAAUUUCUAAUCAAGAAAAAAACGUAUAUUUUGCUACGAGCCGUUUUUUUAUUUUGUUUAGUCAAGAA
This is a messenger RNA of Malaya genurostris, 1446 nucleotides long. Its product is annotated as putative carbonic anhydrase 3. Gene Ontology annotation, cellular component: cytoplasm. Bases 411 to 1358 code for a protein of 315 amino acids. The record is from RefSeq and is a predicted model, not a curated record. The transcript is spliced from 2 exons. NCBI's taxonomy places the organism in Eukaryota, Metazoa, Arthropoda, Insecta, Diptera, Culicidae. Gene Ontology annotation, molecular function: carbonate dehydratase activity; zinc ion binding.